Messenger RNA from Manis pentadactyla (Chinese pangolin), 5864 nucleotides. It is a transcript of the gene CEP152, whose product is annotated as centrosomal protein 152. The record is from RefSeq and is a predicted model, not a curated record. Gene Ontology annotation, cellular component: centrosome. The transcript is spliced from 29 exons. Gene Ontology annotation, biological process: centriole replication. Bases 376 to 5562 code for a protein of 1728 amino acids. Lineage: Eukaryota; Metazoa; Chordata; Mammalia; Pholidota; Manidae.
GCGGCUGCCCCUCAAUGGCCUCGGCUCCCUGGUUUGGUUGUGACUAGGAAGGAGCUGGCUGAUUAGGGCCAGGGUAAGGGGGAUUGCUAGAAAUAGGUUUUCGGCAGGGACUAAGGUUGUCCCACAGUGACAGCAUCCCUGGCCUCCGGUCUGUUUUCUUUCACUCCAAGUCCUGUUCAACUUUGUGAUCUUGAACAGUGAUUGAAUUGAUGGAAGAUUGGUGAAGGAUCGGAAAAAAUCCUCCCUUCUUUUACAUAAUAAAGGAGAAAUUAACCCAAAUUCCAUAUUCUGGCUUUAACUAUAAAAUGCAGAGGAAGAGGAUAAUAUUUUAACAAUCAGAAGCAAGAAAAAUAACUCUGCCUGGAGAAUUCAGCUAUGUCUUUAAGGAGGACCAUGUCAUUAGACUUUGGCAGUGUAGCACUGCAGACACAAAAUGAAGAGGAUGAAUAUGACAAAGAAGACUAUGAAAGGGAGAAAGAGUUGCAGCAGCUGCUCACAGACCUUCCCCACGAUAUGCUGGACGAUGACCUGUCCUCGCCCGAGGUCCACUCUUUGGACUGCAGUGAGGAUGGCAGUGACGGAGAACCACAUUGUUCUGAGCAAUCGGAGGUGAACUGGAAUGAGCAUCAAGUGCUGCCUAAAUCUCAAACUGUAAAUGACUAUCAUAAGAUUCGGGACAUAUAUGUUGGAGAGAAAAGUGGCAAUGAUUGGGAAGACAAUCAAAGUAAAAAUGAAGACCAGCAUCCUGGGUGCCGUCCUGAAGAAGGCGGAGAUGAAGGUGGAAGUGGUUAUAGUCCUCCAAGCAAAUAUGAACAGACAGAUUUAUAUCACCUUCCUGAAAACUUUAGGCCAUACAGCAAUGGUCAGAAGCAGGACUUUAAUAGCCAACCAACCAAUGUAAUUAAAUUUUCAGAUCCUCAUAGGAAUCAUUUUCAGCAAUUUGGCACAUCACAAAGUCCCAGUUGUCAAGCUUUGGAACCAUAUAAAGUGACAUAUAAACCUUACCAGUCUUCUGCUCAGAAUAAUGUCUUACCAGCCCAGGAGGUAGUGGGAAGUGACACUUUUGAAGGCCUGCAACAACAAUUUUUAGGAGCUAAUGAAACAGAUUCUGCUGAAAAUAUGCAGAUUAUUCAACUUCAGGUUCUUAACAAAGCAAAAGAGAGACAACUAGAUAAUUUAGUGGAAAAGUUAAAAGAAAGUGAACGUCAAAUCAGAUAUCUGAAUCACCAGCUUCUGAUGACCAAAGAUGAAAAGGAUGGUUUGACCCUCAGCCUCCGGGAAUCACAGAAACUCUUCCAGAAUGGAAAAGAGAGAGAGAUGCAGCUUGAAGCACAAAUAAAAGUACUAGAGACCCAAAUACAAGCAUUAAAAGUCAAUGAAGAACAGAUGAUUAAGAAGUCCAGAACAACUGAGAUGGCUCUGGAAAGCCUGAAGCAGCAGCUGCUGGACCUUCAUCAUUCUGAAUCAUUUCAACGCGCUAGAGAGCAACAUGAGAGCAUUGUUCUGGGCCUCACAAAGAAGUACGAAGAGCAAGUGCUGUCCUUACAAAAGAAAUUGGAUGCUACAGUCACUGCACUUAAGGAACAGGAAGACAUUUGCUGUCAUUUGAGAGAUCAGGUUAAACAACUGGAAAGGAAUCAAGAAGCAACCAAAUUAGAAAAGACCGAGAUCAUUAACAGAUUGACAAGAAGUCUAGAGGAGAGUCAAAAUCAGUGUGCCAACCUGUUGCACUCAGGCUCAGUACAGGAGGUGGCUCAGCUACGGCUCCAGCUGCAGCAGGCACAGAAGGCACACACUAUGAGUGAAAGCAUGAACCAGGCUUUGCAAGAAGAAUUAACAGAACUAAAAGAUGAAAUUUCUCUCUAUGAAUCUGCUGCAAAAUUGGGAAUACUUCCAAGUGACUCAGAAGGAGAAUUAAAUAUAGAACUCACUGAAUCAUAUGUGGAUUUGGGUAUUAAAAAAAUCAACAGGAAAAACUCCAAAGUAAAGAGCAUUGUGCAGAACGAAGACCCAGACGAGGAGCUUUCCAAAGAUGAGGUCAUUCUGAAGCUGCAAGCGGAAGUGCAGCGUUUGCUGGGUAGCAACUCACUGAAGCGUCACCUGGUGUGUCAGCUACAAAAUGACCUCAAAGGCUGUCGUAAGGAAAUUGAAGAUCUCCAACAUGUGGAAAAGAAUGAAAGAAACAUCAAGGUUGAGACCAAAACAGAUAUUUCAGAAAAACCAACUAAUCAGUUAUGGCCUGACUCUUCUACUUCUGAUAUGACUGUCAAAGAUGAUAUUCUACGACUUGAAAAUGAAAUUCAAGUUUUGCGACAACAAAAUCAGGAACUUAAAGAAACUGAAGAAAAACUGAGACAUGCCAAUCAAGGUUUAUGUAACCAAAUGAGACAAAUGGUACAAGAUUUUGACCAUGAUAAACAAGAAGCUGUGGAUAGGUGUGAGAGGACUUACCAGCAGCACCAUGAAGCCAUGAAAGCCCAAAUACGUGAAAGCCUGUUAGCAAAGCAUGCUUUGGAGAAGCAGCAGCUCUUUGAGGUGUAUGAGGGGACUCGCCUGCAGCUUAGGUCUGACUUAGAUAAGAUGAAUAAAGAGAUGGCUGCUGUGCAAGAAUGUUACCUGGAAGUGUGCAGAGAGAAGGACAAUCUAGAACUGACUCUCAGGAGGACCAUUGAAAAGGAGCAGCAGGCUCAGGAGAAGAAGAUCAAGCAAGAACUUACUCAACAACUUGAAAAGGAGUGGCAGUCUAAGCUGGAUCAAACUAUAAAGGCAAUGAAAAAGAAGACCUCAGACUGUUGCAGCCAAACUGACAGAGGAGCCACCACCGAUGUCAUUUCCGAGAAGGAGAAGGCAGUCAUGUUGGGAGAGCAGAGGCGGAAGGUCCAGGAAGGUCUAGAGCAGGAGAAGGAGCCAGCCAGCAAGGGGAGCUCGAAGGGACUUGAGGUCGGAUUGGAACUCAAAUAUUGUGAAAAUAUUGCCAAACAGGUAGAAACAGCUGUGCAAAAUGCUCGUCAUCGAUGGCUGGAAGAACUGCCUGAGCUUGCGGAGUAUAAAGCCUGUGUAAGAGCCGAACAGAAGAAGUGGGAAGAACAACAAGAGGUCUCUGUGGCCAAACGGGUAUCCUUUGCUGUUUCUGAAGCUAAAGCAAAAUGGAAAAGCGAACUUGAAAAUGAGAAGAAUGUGAUACCUGGAAGGGAACUGGAAGAGACGAUUCAUUCACUUCAGAGAGAGCUUGAGUUAAAGAGCGAGGAAGUCCCUGUGAUUGUCAGGGCUGAGUUGGCGAAGGCCCGCAGUGAAUGGACCAAAGCAAAGCAAGAAGAAAUCCACAGAAUUCAAGAACAAAAUGACCAAGAUUACCGGCAAUUUUUAGAUGAUCAUCGAAAUAAAAUUAAUGAGGUGCUUGCAGCAGCUAAAGAAGACUUUGUGAAACAAAAAACUGAACUGCUUCUUGAGAAGGAGACAGAAUUGCGAACAUGUCUAGACCAGAGUCAUCGAGAAUGGGCUAUGCAGGAAGCCAGGCGGAUCCAACUGGAAAUCUGUCAGUAUGAGGAAGACAUCCUGACUGUGCUGGAAUUCCUCCUAAAGGAUGCCCCAAAGGAGCAUGUCAGUGAUUCAGAGAACAAGGAAUUUUUGGAACUUGUGUCAACUUGCUCUUCAAAAUGGGUGUCCAUGCAGUAUUUUGAAAAACUGAAGGUCUGCAUACAGAAAGCAUUUCAAGAUAUACUUUCCCCAUUUAUAGAAAAUGCCAACUUAGAAUGGGAAAAGCGAAAUAUGGCCAUGAUUUCUAAGGAUCCUGCCACAGAGGUCACUGGCAGAGCAGACCCUGGAGUCCUGGCGGUGCUUCCUGUACCCGCUUCUGGAAACCACACUCAGCUCUUGGCUUUGCAAGAAACAGAAGCAGAAGCAGAUAAGAAAAAGAUCCUUGAAAUUAAAGAUUCAUGCUGUGGACACUGCUUCCAAGAACUUGAAAGGGCCAAGCAGGAAUGUCAAGAUCUGAAAAAGAAACUGGAGAAAUGCUGUAGGCAUUUGCAGCAUUUAGAAAGGAAGCACAAAGCUGCAGUGGAAAAAAUCGGAGAAGAAAAUAGUAAAGUUGUUGAAGAGUUAAUAGAAGAAAACAAUGACAUGAAGAAUAAAUUGGAAGAACUGCAAACACUUUGUAAAACACCAUCAAGGUCACUGUCAGAAGGGGCCAUUGAAAAUGCUUGCCUGCCGUGCAGUAGGGGUGUCUUGGAAGAACUUCGUGGGCAGUACAUUAAGGCUGUAAAAAAAAUAAAGUGUGAUAUGCUUCGUUACAUCCAGGAGAGCAAGGCAAGAGCUGCAGAAAUGGUAAAAGCAGAGGUACUGCGAGAACGUCAAGAGACCGCCCGAAGGAUGCGCAAAUAUUAUUUGAUUUGCCUUCAACAGAUUUUGCAAGAUAAUGGAAAGCAGGAAGGGGCUGAAAAAAAGAUUAUGAAUGCUGCUAGCAAACUGGCUACAAUGGCAAAACUGCUGGAAACACCUAUUUCUAAUAGAUCCCAGAGCAAAACUAUGGAGUCAGUACUGCCUCUAACUUCAGAGAUGCUGAUUGGAGUUGAAAAAUCAAAAAGAAAUAAUGUGAAUCAGAACAUACCACAUCACAUUGAAAGUGAAUCAAACAGUAUAAAAAGUAUCCCCAGAAGUAUGUGCGAUCAAGCUCCUAAGAGAAGGGCUGCUUGUAACUUAGGAAGGCGGUUAGAAAAUGCAGAGCUCAGAGACGUAAAACACAUGGCUUCCAAAGGAUCACAUUCAGACUUCCAGUUCAGGGGUAGCAGUUACAUUUUGCCAGGCAGUGUGGCUCCUGAGUUUGUUCCUUGUGAAGGUGAAAGAAGCUUUGGUUUGCACAGGAAGAAAGACCUCCUCAGUGACACUGGCUCUGAAUCACCUCAACAUUCAACUGCAUACCCCUUUCUUGGGUCCCUCGGAAGUAAACCCUCACCCAGAUAUACCCCUAGUCCUUCUGAAUCUGGAUCCAUACAUAUAACCUUUGGAGGUAAUAAUGAAAGACUUGGUUUAAAAGUAUAUAAGUGUAAUCCGCUAAUGGAAAGUGAAAAUGCUGCAUCUGAGAAGAGCCUAAGUUUGGGUGUGCAGGACACUCCGGUGAAGGACGCAGUGGGCCUCAGUGAUUCAAUAGACUGGCGUUCCAGCAGUGCCACUUUACCCUGCAACAGUCAGGACGUGUCAUUUUUACAAGGUAGGCCACAGGAAAAUCUGGAUACAGUAGCUGAAUCUGUUAGUUUCAAACAGUUUUCAGGAGCCAGUUGUCUUUCAGAUAGGGAGAAAAACAAUAUGCUUUGUCAACCAGUGAAAUGUCAGAGUGGUCAUGCACCAGAGCUGUCAGAGGAAACCAAGUAUCCACAGCCAGGGAAGAUCAGUAUGACUCUUGGACAUACACCUCAUCAGAAAACUGAUGUAUUAAAGUCAGAUUUCAAAAAAUUGAGCAAUACAGUACCAUCUUCAGUGUCUCAGCAGCCUUCAAAAAAAUUAAGUGCUCCUCUACCUAGCCAACAAGAUAGUGGCUUUGAUAGCCCAUUUGUCAAUUUAGAUUAAUUGUUGUACAGUAUUUAAGAAGAAUCAUUAAUAUAUUGACAAGAAAACUGGAAGGGAAGACUUCAUACCGAAAAAUUUGUAGUCUCUACCUAUUUUUAGAUGUUUCACUAACGUCUGUCAUAUGAGUAAAGUAUUCAUAUAAAACUACUUGAGAUAUUAAUAUUGCCUUAAUCUUCCAAAGGCCUGAUGGUGUGUAUUUAAUCUACUUGUGUGUGGUGCUUAUAUUUUGUUGCUAAAUCAUCUAUUUUUAUAUUUAUAAAUUAGCUCUCUGUGCAGUGUUAUUUAAAUAAACUUGCAUGUGG